GGGAAACACACCCGUCAGCAACGCGCUUUGGAGUGAGGAGAGGAAAAAAACGCAUCACGGACAAAGGAAAAAAGAUGGGUGCACCGUGGAGCGUUGAUUUCAUCUGGGCAGCGCGAUGGAUGAGCCGCUCCUCUUACAUUCACUGGGAGACCAAUUAGUCCACCUUAAUGAGGUGCUGGGAUGCGAGAUACUGCAAGCAAAAAAGGCGGAAGGCUGCGUUUAAUCCGUCUGAGGAUCCUGUGAGCUUGCCAUGGCUGUGACGGGGACAUGCAACUGGACAGGGAGGAAUGUGCCUUUUUAUUAUUUUGUGCUGUUUUCCUUAUUUUGUGGCCUUGCGUUUGGACAGUUGCAGUAUUCGAUAACAGAAGAACUGGAAAACGGAGCUCUGGUAGGUGAUCUGGCGCACGAUUUGGGGCUGGAUAUUCGAAGGCUCUCCACCCGUAAGAUCAAGUUAACCUCCAUCAGUGGGAAGCGCUAUGUUGUUGUCAACCCUAAAAAUGGGAAACUGCUGGUCAAUGACAGGAUCGACAGAGAGGCACUGUGUGAUUCACCCAGCCCCUGCAUCAUUGAUCUGGAGGUGAUGGUAGAAAAUCCUACAGAGGUGCACUAUGUCAAGGUGGAGGUUUUGGAUGCAAAUGACAAUGCGCCGCAGUUCCCCAGAGAUGAGUACCAACUGGAAAUAAUUGAAUCUGCUAUGCCGGGAUCUCGUUACCCGAUUGAAAACGCCCAGGACCCAGAUGUUGGAUCCAAUUCUGUCCGCAUGUAUCAGCUCAGCACAAACGAGAAUUUCGCGCUGGUAUCAAACAAGCCCUCCCUUAACACAAAGCACAUAGAGCUAGUCCUUAAAAAGCCCCUUGAUCGUGAGCAGACGCCUUACCACCAGCUAAUUCUAAGUGCUGUGGAUGGUGGAAUACCUGAAAAAACAGGGACAGCCAAAAUCAAUAUCCGGGUCCUAGACUCAAAUGACAACAAUCCCGUUUUUGACAGUUCAGUCUACAAGGUGAAAUUGUUUGAAAACUCCCCCAAAGACACGCUGGUGAUCAAACUAAAUGCAACAGAUUUGGAUGAAGGCACAAACGGAGAGGUUUAUUACUCUUUUAGUAGUUACACCCCUGAAAGAGUGAGACAGAUGUUUAGCAUGGACACCAAUACAGGUGAAAUAAGAGUGAGGAGCAAUGUUGACUAUGAAGAGACCAACUCGUAUGAGAUGUACAUCCAGGCAAUGGAUAAAGGCCCGGGAGCUGUUGCAGCCCACUGUAAGGUGGUUGUGGAGGUUGUGGAUGUGAAUGAUAAUGUCCCUCAGAUAGUGCUGUCAUCUCUCUCAAGCCCUGUGAGGGAAGACGCACGUGCAGAUACAGUUGUAGCCCUCAUUAGUGUCACUGAUCGGGACUCUGGCACUAACAAGCAGGUGACCUUAGAGAUCCCAGCAGGCCUUCCAUUCAAGAUCAAGUCAUUCAGAAACUACUACACCCUGGUUACCUCAGCCUUCCUGGACCGCGAGACCACUGAUGCCUACAAUGUCACUCUGAGUGCCACGGAUGGAGGAACCCCUCCUUUAUCUUCCCAGAAGACGAUACAAGUGGAUGUUGCGGAUGUUAAUGACAACCCGCCACGCUUUGAGCAGACUUCAUACACAGUAUAUGUGACUGAGAACAAUGCCCCUGGGGCCUCUUUGUGUACUGUGAAAGCUCAAGAUGCAGACAUCAAAGAGAAUGCACGCAUUACCUACACCGUGCUCAAUGACAACAACCACGGCAUUCCUGUCACCUCAUAUGUGUCUGUGAAGGCCGAUACUGGGGAGGCUUAUGCCCUGCGAGCCUUCGACUAUGAGUCACUGAGAGAGUUUCAUUUCCAGGUCAAAGCCCAGGACGGGGGCAUUCCUCCACUAAGUAGAGUUGCUACUGUCUACAUCUACAUUAUGGAUCAGAAUGACCAUGCUCCACUAAUAGUAAGUCCUGCUGGCAAUGGGACACGCUCCUUGGAGACAGUUCAAAAGAAUGCAGAGCCUGGUGCCUUGGUGACCAAAGUUGUGGCAUAUGAUGCUGAUGCUGGUCCAAAUGCUUGGCUGGUCUACGUACUGGAGACAGCCACUGACUUGGACCUGUUCAAAGUGCAUGAGCACACUGGAGAGAUCCGGACAACCCGGAGAAUCCUGGAGGACAACUCCACCUCUUUUGCUCUUACAGUUUUGGUAAAAGACCACGGAGAGCCAGUUCUUUCCUCUACUGCCACUAUUAAUGUGGCAGUCAUGGAGGUGGCACCAAAAGUUGCACCUGAUACCAAGAAGGUAAUGCGACCUCAUGCCACUCUGUUUUUCUCAAACGUUACUCUUUAUCUUAUUGUGGCUUUGAGCGCCACAACAUUUGUAUUCUUGGUCACCGUGGUGGUGCUUGCCAUUGUCCGUUGCCAUGCUUACUGCACCCAGCCUGGUUCCUGUUCUCCUUGCUGUGGCUCACAGAAGCCUCCCCCAGAUGGCGGAAACAGCAGUGUCAGUGCAGGCGGGGGAGGUGUCGGAGGGGCCGCAGGACAGCCUAAUAACAAUGUGGUGCUUCGAAGAGACCUGAAAGUGGAGCCUCAUUACAUUGAGGUGCGUGGGAAUGGCUCACUGACAAAAACCUACUGCUACAAGACCUGCUUGACCGCUACUUCUGGCAGCGACACCUUUAUGUUUUACAACACGGGUCGGCCAAUCAGUGGCACCUGGGGUAGUGGUGCUGACCGUUUCUUCACUAGUGGAAGUGGAUUUGUACGGAGACUGAGUAUGCCUGAUGCUUCUCUUCAGAUCUGCCCAGAGCCAAAAGCUCCGAAUGCUGACUGGCGAUAUUCUGCAUCAUUGAGGGCAGGGGUGCAGAGUUCUGUCCACAUGGAGGAGUCCUCAGUGAUGCAGGGCGCCCAAGGGAUGCUGGUCCAGAACUGGCCUACUGUCUCCAGUGCUGCAGAUGGAGAGGGGGGUGGAGAACUCUCACCCCCAGUGGGUGCUGGAGUCAACAGCAAUAGCUGGCACUUCCGAUAUGGCGCCGGACAAGGCUACAUCCCUCCUCAACCCCUGAAACCUGGGGAGAUUCCCCCUGAAGCCUUUAUCAUCCCCGGAUCUCCAGCCAUCAUUUCCAUCCGCCAUGACCCAGGCCCUGUGGAUGACAAAGGUGACUUCAUUAGCUUCGGCAAGAAGGAUGAGGCUAAGAAGAAGAAAAAAAAGAAGAAAGACAAGAAGGACAAAAAAGAUAAGGGAAAGGAUGACAGUGGCGAUGAUUAGGGGGAAAAGUAGGUGACCAAAAAGCAGAGCUACUCCAUACUGUAAUCUAUCGUCCCAGUUCCAGAGCCAGAAAAAUAAACCAAAUGCACAAUGUAACCAGGGGAACCAUGUUUGCAUAGACCUUGUACAGUGGCCAGAAGCUCAUUUGAUCUGCUUUGGCUCCCAUAUUACCCGAACUACAAAUAUUCUUAAUCCAAAGACUGGACCAAAUUCAAACAAAAAAAAAAAAAAAACAGUUUAUUUGUUAGAUCAGCCUUCCUGUGAUUUACCAUCCAGUCCCCCAAACUGUUAUCUGCUUUGUACAUUGACAACAGAAAUGCACCAUAGACGGUGCUCUAUUUGUAUCUGACCGCUGUCAGCUGAAGCUGCUGGUGUCAACAUAUCUGGCACCCUUUCAUUUAUCGCCAAGCCAAUGUGAAGUCAAAGCCACAAUGAAAUAAAGCAAAUGAAAUGGAAGCUUUCAUCUUCAGUAUUUCAGAGGGCUUUUAGGAAUUCAAAAGUCUUUUGUAAAAAAGGGAAAAAAGAAAAAAGUUCAAAUAUUUCCUAUAUAGUUACCAUGAGAUAAGCACCUUUAAGAGGAUGAGGUGGCUGAGAGAAGUUGGAGCACGCUCCAACUGAGCUGUGUCAUUAUGGAGCCGCAUACUGGAUGGACUAAAGACCUGCACUGGGUUGCACUAACUAUACAGCAAGUUUGUCCCCAGAUUAGUUUACAAGCAAGUGGUUUCAUAACUGCUAGUUCAUUUGAAAUUAGGGAGUUACUGAAAUUGAUUGUACAGAGUUAGUUACAGAGUACUUUCUCAGCAAUUUCAAUAUGUUGCUGAUUGAUAAACAUGGAGUUUUGAUUAAAGUAAAGGUAAAAUAGUAUAAUGGUUAGAAUAUAAUAGAAAUGUUUUUGUCCAUUCUCUGCCAUUAACUCUUUGUAACAUUUUUUUUUAUAAAGCUGUUGUAAUUUUUGUUUUGCUUUAUUGACAUUCAUUUUGGACUGUUCUAUAACAUGCAAACAUGCUGAAACUCAAGAACCCUGAGAGUGAGUACAGCCUUUGCUGUAGCUUUACUCCCUUACUGCCUUACAUUUAUUUAUGAUUAUAUUUUUCUUCCUAUCAAGCAUAUGCUAAAUUAAUGUGAGUUUUCUCAUCUGAAUACAGGGCAAUCUCUAAUUCUGAUAUUUAGUUUGUAAAUUAAUGAAAUCAGUCAUAAAUACAGAAAGUUUAGAUUGCUUUAUUCCAGCUAAAAUCUCCUAAUGACAUCAGUGAACAUUAGAAUAAGCAAUCAGUAUUGAUAGGAUAUAUAUAAUAUUGUGGCUGCAUAAGUGCUAGAAUUCGUUUGAGGUCAAUUUAUAAGUAGUGAUCAAAAUGUUUUUUUUUUUCUUAUUACUUUUAAGCCCUUUGUGUAGAUUUCACCAAUUGAAAUAUGAACAUGACAGGUUAGAUCAAAUAUCUUAAGCAAUCUGAACCCAAAUAUAAAUUUUUAAAUGCAGCAUCUCAAGUAAAUUUGUAAAUGAGAAUAAUCUGCCGGACAAAAACACAAAAAAAAACAACAAGAUAGAAAUGUUGAUGUUUAACUGGUUGGUUGUGUUACAUAAUGUGUAGAAAAUGGACAGAAACAUAAAAACACACAGUUUAGGGUCUUUGCUUUGCCGCUAAUGCAAAAAUUUGCUGUUUGCAAACAAAAAAGGGGAUAAAAAUUGCUAAUUUGUUGGUAGUGAGUGCAGUUUUGUGAUUAUGUAUCAUUUGCACUUGCUUUAUUGCUUGCCUACUUAUAUAGUUGUUCCAUAAGGUUACGUUCAAACUGAUUUUUGUAGUGUUGCUUGUCAAGCAAGAACUGGAAAUAAAUAGGGAGCCUUCAUGCAGCUGAUGAAGGCAGCAGCUAAACCUUCCUCUUAAAAUAUGAGACGGUUCAAUAUGGUAUAUACCAGACACUCAAAUACAGACUUGUUGCCUCACACACGCAGAUAAAAAUAAUUUGAAAACACACAGACUGUCUAUCUACUAGGAAAAAGGAAAAAUAAAACUUAAACCAAGAAUCCUCCCUCCAUUCUGGAAACUGAAAAACUGAAGGUCAGUACUUAAUAGUAGAGUGUAUUAUAUGCCUCAGAAGCAGGAACAUUGCUUGUCGCUUCAUUUCUGUUCAAGCCCCUUUCCCUCCGCUUCUGUCUUUGAAUGUUAAGUAGUUGUUCUUCAAGCUCUGCACCACUGCCUCAACUGCUUCAGUGCUUGUAGGAUUUGCUUGCACCUGCUGCCUGUUUCCUCCCUUUAUUCCUCAGAUCUACAUGGUUCAACGGCAUCCUUCCAGUCACUCUCCUUCAGUGAACUGUGCAGUUGUAACAGAGUAUAACAUUUGUGUAUAUUCAUAUAUCCACACAUGGCAACACAGGAAUAUAAUGCACCACACUCAAUUUACCCCUUUCCUUGGGUUCAGCUUUGGCUUGAACCAAGCCCAGGCGCUUCUGCCAGCAAGACCCACCUUUUGACUACUCUUUGUUGACAGCUCUGUCUCCUCUUGUAUGGAUUGUGCACUUGGCAUGGUGUAGACGCCUGACAGGUGAGCAGAAAGUGCUCUACUGGAUAGGCAAAAAAGAGAAGUCAGAGAGGAGUGAAAAAUGUUGGUCCAUAGCAGAAGACAGAGACAUUACUGGGUAACUUGACUGCCUUUUGUUUGAGGAGAGACAUUGGAGUUCCUCAUUCUGAACGGAUCAUCUUGGGUUGAAUGAACUCAAUCAUAAAGGGGUUGAAGCACAGUUUAUUGCUAAUGGAAACGGCCUAAGGUUUUAAUACUAAUAGGGUGAGUGGUAAGAAUAAAUGGUGGUGAAAUGCUUUUGUUGUGCUAUUAUUGGUAGUCAUUUGGGGAAAAAAGGGAUACCAGUCUGGUAUAAUUUCUACUGUUAUUGUUACUGCUUUAUUGCUUCGCUGAAACAAAGUAGCCUGGAAGUGCCAUGUCAAGCAUUAAACCUGAGUGGGGAUCAAAAUGUGAACCACUGUUUACCAGACAGACUGUUCAAAGCAGCAGGUAUCAAAACAACACGGUUAAAAGCGCCAGAAAAUUUCACCUCAGUGUUCCUUUCUUUAGACCAUUGUAUUGCAAAUCACCUUUGGGGUACAUAUGUAGGUGGUGCUCUACAGCCCGGGCCCUACCAUCUCCCUGAACUUUCUGCAGACAUACUUCUGUGCUGUCAGAUCACCAAGUGACUGUUUGCAUGUUGUAAGCAAAGGAAACAGAUUCUAUAUAGAUACUAUAUAUACAUAGAUAUGUUUUUUCUGCAAUAUUUAUUGGAAUACAUAUAGAUCCAACCCAAGAAAUACAUGUUGAAAGACUUGCCUUCAUCUAUCCAGGUAAACGGACAUCUGAUCCAUGAAGACACUAUUGCAAACAGAAAAUUGUGGAAAAGCCUAAAAUAAUCACAUUUUUAUCCUGCUGAAAACUACUUCAAUCAUCUAGACAUAAGCAAUGCUGUUGUAUUCUACUAUGAAAGGCCUUUUUUCAUGUUUUUAUCCAUAUGAUUUUCAUGGCUAAGAAAAUCAGUCCUUAAACCUCUGUUGAGCUUUGUAAAGAUCAAACACUUAUGUGAAAUAAAACCAUUUAUUCAUCCUGCAUAUCUGUCUGUUGCCCUGUAGAAAAAAAAAAAGAAAAAUAAGAAAAAAAAAUGUAUAAAAAACAUUUAAUGUUAAAAAAAAAACAUAGUAGUAAAGUUGAUGUAAUCUCUGCUUGUGUAUAGUGAACGUUCCUCAGUCGCUGGGUGCGUGAGCUGUGACUGGCUCAAACCGGUCCACUGUGUCUGUGCAGAUCUGUUCAUGACUUUUUUGUACACCUGAUAAUCAUUGUUGCAGUGAUAAUAGUGGUUCUUAUUAUUUCAUCAACCUGGUAAUGUGUUUUAUUAAGAAGUCACAAAUAAAGUUUUUUUCUUAAAUAUCUUAAAA
This is a messenger RNA of Cyprinodon variegatus (sheepshead minnow), 7167 nucleotides long. RefSeq names its product protocadherin alpha subfamily C, 2 (gene pcdhac2). Bases 251 to 3253 code for a protein of 1000 amino acids. NCBI's taxonomy places the organism in Eukaryota, Metazoa, Chordata, Actinopteri, Cyprinodontiformes, Cyprinodontidae. Gene Ontology annotation, molecular function: calcium ion binding. The record is from RefSeq and is a predicted model, not a curated record. The transcript has 4 exons. Gene Ontology annotation, cellular component: plasma membrane. Gene Ontology annotation, biological process: homophilic cell-cell adhesion.